AGUAAAUCCCUCGCAGUGUUGAAGCAGAGAUCAGAGGUGCUCCAUUAUGCCACAAUGAGCACUUUCUUAGAUUACUCAGUCAUGAGCAGUGAAGGUGGGUCGUGUUCUGUGAGAGCUUUCCACCCGGAUCACGGGAUUACAACUUUCCAGUCGUGCUCCGUGACUGUGAACAACUGCAGCGCGGAUGAGCGCUUCAUGGCGAGCCGGGCUUCGCCAGACGACACCCCCCACCACAACUCCUACUCCGGGCUGGCUUAUGGCGCACACCCGUCCUGCAGCUCCAGCUACGGGGCUCAAACUUUCUACAACCAUUACGCACUGAACCAGGAAGUGGACACCGCCGCAGGGUUCGCCCAAUGCGGCCCACUCGUGUACUCGGGUAACCUGUCCACCUCCAUGGUGGCGCAGCAUCGCCAGGGUUACAGUACCACCGCCCCGAUGGGUCAGCUGCAGUAUGCCCACCCUGCCUAUGGAGGCGGCCAUGAGCAAGGCAGCCCUUUCCCUGGGUGCUCGAACCCUCUGUCUCCGUUGCAUGCAUCUCACCUGGAGGGAUGCUGCUCUCCUCUCUCGGAGGGAGCCUCUUCUGCACAGACCUUCGACUGGAUGAAGGUUAAGAGGAACCCCCCUAAAACAGGGCGGUCCGGUGAAUACGGCUAUGGAAGCCAGCCCAACACGGUCCGAACCAACUUCACCACCAAGCAGCUGACGGAGCUGGAGAAGGAGUUCCACUUCAACAAGUACCUGACCCGGGCGCGACGCGUGGAGAUUGCCGCCACGCUGCAGCUGAAUGAGACUCAGGUGAAAAUCUGGUUCCAGAACCGGCGAAUGAAGCAGAAGAAGCGGGAGAAGGAAGGACUGCUCCCGGUCAAGGCCGUGCCCUCUGAACCUGGCGAGAGCCUUCAAGAGAAAAUGGACGAUGCGGUGUCAGAGAAGUCAGUUUCAGCUCCUUGUACUCCUUCUCCUCCUUCCUCUACGGUGUCCUCCACCGGGGCUGACCCUUACUGCUCCAAUUAG
This is a messenger RNA of Doryrhamphus excisus (bluestripe pipefish), 1014 nucleotides long. It is a transcript of the gene hoxa1a, whose product is annotated as homeobox A1a. Lineage: Eukaryota; Metazoa; Chordata; Actinopteri; Syngnathiformes; Syngnathidae. Gene Ontology annotation, molecular function: RNA polymerase II cis-regulatory region sequence-specific DNA binding; DNA-binding transcription factor activity, RNA polymerase II-specific. The record is from RefSeq and is a predicted model, not a curated record. Gene Ontology annotation, cellular component: nucleus. Gene Ontology annotation, biological process: regulation of transcription by RNA polymerase II.